AUGGGCACCGGUUGGCUCCUCCUGGGGGCGCUGGGGCUGCUGGCUCGGGGGGUCCCGGGGGGUUCCCCGGGGCCGCUGCCCGAGGACGCGGCGCAGGAGCACGGCUACUACCUGCAGCAGCUCUUCGGGCAGUACGGUGCCAACGGGACGCUGCCCUCCGAGGGGCUGGCACGGCUGCUGGGCAGCCUGGGGCUGGGCAGGGUGCAGGUGGUGCGGAUCCAGCACGAGGAGCUGGGCCACGGCCACGUCAGCCACCUGGACCUGCUGGAGGUGCAGGAGGAGAAGCAUCGGCACCGGCACCCGGCCUGGGAGCACAGCCCGGAGCUGGCCCCCGGCAGCCCCCUGCCCACCCGUGCCGCCGCCGCCGCCGCCAGCCCCCAGCCCUCCCAGACACCAAGCUGGACCAAGCCGGUGCCCGCCGAGCCCUCCGGUGCCACCCCUGGGGCACCCCCACGCCCCCAGGCGGGGCUCAGCCUCCUGGGGAGGGUCCUGGGCCUGGAGCACUCCGGUGCCGACCACCCCCACGAUGAUUGCCUCAACGUCUCGCAGCUGCUGGGCAGCUUCGGGCUGGACUCGGGGUCGCAGCUGACCCCCGAGCAGUUCACCCUGCUCUGCCCGGCCCUGCUCUACCAGAUCGACAGCAGAGUCUGCAUCCAGCACCGCGACGAGGUGACGCUGCCCCCCCCGGGGGGGGCCCUCUGGCCAGGGCUGGGCUGGGGGCUCCUGGCUGUGGCGCUGCUCAGCCUGCCCUCGGCCCUGGCCAUCGCCCUGGUGCCGCUGCUGAGCCGCAGCUCCUUCCGCUCCCUGCUGACCUUCCUGGUGGCCCUGGCCGUGGGCACCCUCUGCGGGGAUGCUCUCCUCCACCUCUGGCCCCACGCUCAGGGCAGGCACCAGGAGGCGUUGGCAGAGCCGGGGGCGGCGGUGCUGCAGGGGCUGGCAGCGCUGGGGGGCAUCUACCUUCUCUUCCUGCUGGAGCUGCUCCUGGGGGUGCUGCGGCGGAGCCGGGAGGCCACGCAACGCUCCCCUGGAGAGAGCCUCGAGGUGGCCGUGGGGGUCCUGGCACCGUUACAAGGAGGGAGCGAGCUGGCGGCGCCGGAGCCAGAGCUGGAGCUUAAGCCCCACGGACACUCCCACGGACACACCCACGGACACUCCCACGGACACACCCACGGACACACCCACGGACACUCCCACGGACACGCCCACGGGCACUCCCACGGCUCCACACUGCCCCCCAAGCCCGGGGCCGCCGACGUGGUCUGGAUGGUGGUGCUGGGGGAUGGGAUCCACAACCUGACAGACGGAGUGGCCAUCGGUGCUGCCUUCUCCCACAGCCUGGCCAGUGGCCUCAGCACUGCCCUGGCCGUGCUCUGCCAUGAGCUGCCCCACGAGCUGGGGGACCUGGCAGUGCUGCUGCAAGCAGGCACAGCCCCCCGCACCCUCCUGCUCCUCAACCUGCUCUCGGCUCUGCUCUCCUGCCUGGGGGCAGCGGUGGGGGUGGCAGUGGGGCAGAGCUGGUCCCACCUCACCCCAUGGAUCCUCACCACCACCGCUGGCAUCUUCCUCUACGUGGCCCUGGCCGACAUGCUUCCCGAGGCGCUGCGGGGUGCCCAGGGCCCCGGGGAGGGCACCUGGAGCCGGUUCCUGCUGCAGAACGUGGGGUUCCUGCUGGGCAGUGGCAUCAUGCUGGGCAUCGCCCUCGCCGAGGGCCACGUCCGCGCCUGGCUGCAGCCCUGA
Molecule: messenger RNA, 1737 nt
Organism: Dryobates pubescens (Downy woodpecker)
Lineage: Eukaryota; Metazoa; Chordata; Aves; Piciformes; Picidae
Gene: SLC39A5
Product: solute carrier family 39 member 5
Exons: 10
Coding region: 1-1737 (578 amino acids)
Biological process (GO): intracellular zinc ion homeostasis; BMP signaling pathway; zinc ion import across plasma membrane
Cellular component (GO): membrane
Molecular function (GO): zinc ion transmembrane transporter activity
Source: RefSeq, a predicted model, not a curated record